Molecule: messenger RNA, 208 nt
Organism: Pelobates cultripes (western spadefoot toad)
Lineage: Eukaryota; Metazoa; Chordata; Amphibia; Anura; Pelobatidae
Source: the annotation of a GenBank genome assembly
AUGUUUCACGACUUCACCUCCAUUACGACACAAUGGAGCAAAGGUUACGCCAAAUGUGCCCAGAAAAGCACCAUGAGAGGUGAGACAGGAGAAGAAACAGAGGUUGAUGCCGAAAUUCCCGUUCCCAACUUCGCCAACACUCACCUGGGCCAAGCCCCCACGCAGAGCUCACACCUUCAGGAUGGUGGCAUUCAGUGGGAAGAUCCUG